Molecule: messenger RNA, 3459 nt
Organism: Fimicolochytrium jonesii
Lineage: Eukaryota; Fungi; Chytridiomycota; Chytridiomycetes; Spizellomycetales; Powellomycetaceae
Product: Piwi domain-containing protein
Exons: 8
Coding region: 340-3117 (925 amino acids)
Molecular function (GO): protein binding; RNA binding
Source: RefSeq, a predicted model, not a curated record
UCCAACAGAGCACUGCUUCUGGUCAGCGCCGCUUCAUCCAAGCAGCCGUCCCCUGCCCUCGCUGUCGCUCCAAGCUCCUCGUACCCGCAUUUGCUGCCGUCUGCGCUCGUUCGCCUUGGAGCUUGAAACCGCGCCUCUGACAACAAAGCAGAAUAACCGACUCGAAGCGAGGCAGGGCCCACAGAGCACCAAGUAUCGGGACGACCCAACUUACCGAAUCCAGUGGAGGCGGGGAAGGGUUGUGCGGGCAGUCUGAACGGCGUACAGGCGAAAGCUCACCCAAUCCCCGCGCGGAACCCCCCCACACGCAUUUCCACUACCCACCAAAAGCCGCUCGCAAUGGACGAACCCCCCCGCUUCCCCCGCCGCCCCGGCUUCGGCACCUCUGGCCGCCCACUGCAAGUGCGAACCAACUUUUUUCCCGUGCUCUCACUCCCCGGGCAAAACAUCCACCACUACGAGGUCACCAUCACGCCCGAAGCCAACCCGCGGACCAACCGGCGAUUAUACACGUUGUGGGAGGAGCUGAAUCGGAAUGGGAUCCUGAAGAAUACACGGCCGGUGUUUGAUGGGAGGCGGUAUAUCUUUGCGCCGAGGGGGUUAUUGAUGAAGGAUGAUGCCGCGUCGUUUUCGUUGGAGUUGGGGGAUGAGGUGGAGGAGGGGGUGCCUCAGGUUCCGAUUCGACCAGGCAGAGGCCCCCGAAAAUUCAAAGUCUCCAUCUCCAAAAUCGGGGAAAUCAACAUGCACCGCUUGCAUCUCUUCCUCGAAGGCAAAUCCUACGAAGCACCCACCGACGCCAUCAUGGCGUUAGACAUUCUCCUGCGACACCGCCCCUCGAUGCUGUACACAACUGUCGGGCGGUGCUUUUAUACGCCAGAGGGGUCGGCGAGCAUUGCGAAUGGGGCGGAGCUGUGGCAGGGGUUUCAUCAGGCGAUUCGGCCGAGCCAGCAUAAGAUGUUGUUGAAUUUGGAUGUUUCUGCCACGGCGUUUUUGGAGGCUGGCCCCCUGGUAGACACAGUCGCCAAAAUCCUCGGCCGGGCCCGCCCGGACGACAUCCGCCAACCCUUCAACGAACGCGACCGUUACCGUCUCGAAAAGGGCCUCAAGAACGUCAAAGUAAUCACCACCCACCGCGGCAACAGCCGUCGGCGAUGGAAGAUCGCCAAAAUCACGACCACACCCUGCAGCCGCACGUUCUUCCCGAUGAAGGAGGACAGCGGCGGGCGCGAGGAGACCGUGUCGAAUUAUUUUAGGGAGCGAUAUGGGACGAAAUUACAGUUUGAGCAUUUUCCGUGUGUGGUUGUGGGGGAUCCGGCGAAACAUAUUUAUUUGCCGAUGGAGGUGUGUAGGGUGGUGCCGGGGCAGAGGAUUUUGAGGAAAUUGAAUGAGAAGCAGACGGCCGAUAUGAUCCGCUUCACCUGCCAACCCCCCCACGUCCGCUCCAAUAAAGUCUCUAACGGCUUCAACCUCCUCCUCACCCAAGACAACGAAUACCUCCAAGAUUUCAACGUCACCAUCGGCCGCGAAAUGGCCACCGUCAACGCCCGUGUCCUUCCCACCCCAACCCUCUCCUACCACCCCUCCUCGCGCGAAUCCAGCAUCGCCCCGCGCGAAGGCUCCUGGAACCUCCGCGACAAAAAAGUCGCACAAGGCGCAUCCCUUAACUCAUGGGCGGUAGUGGUCUUUGGCUCGGAGCGCGAGGUCUCGGUCUACAACGUACAGAAAUUCCUCCGGGAGCUGAUCUCGACCUGCCGGGAUACGGGGGUGGAUGUGCGGCAGCUGCAGCCGCCGAUCAGGCACGCGAACCCGUUGGGCAACAUUGAGGCGAUUUUGAAAGCCGCGUUUAUGGAUGCGGGGAACACGUCAAAUCAUAAACCGCAGCUGGUGUUGGUCAUUUUACCGAAUACGGGGGUGCCGCUUUAUGCGGAGAUUAAAAGGAUUGCGGAUACGGUUAUUGGGAUUGCGACGCAGUGUAUGCAGGCCAAGCACGUCUUUGCAGCCAAAAAACAAUACUGCGCCAACCUCUGCCUCAAAAUCAACGUCAAACUCGGCGGCAUGAACUGCUACCUCGGGAACGCGCAACUCCCCUUCGUCGCCGAAAAGCCCACCAUUAUCUUCGGCGCCGAUAUCACCCACCCCGCACCGGGGGACAACGCCAAACCCUCCAUCGCCGCCAUCGUCGCGUCCAUGGACGCCCAGUGCUCGCGGUACGCUGCGGCUAUCCGCGUGCAGAAGGGGAGGAGUGAGGGGAUUAGGGAUUUGACGGGGGCUGCGGUGGAGUUGUUGAGGACCUUCUAUCAGUUUUGUGGGAGUAAGCCGCAGAGGGUGCUGUUUUAUAGGGAUGGAGUUAGUGAGGGGCAGUUUGGGGAGAUUGCGAGGACGGAGGUGGCGGCGCUUGUUAAGGCUUGUUCUAUGUUGGAAGAGGGGUAUAGGCCGACGAUUACGUUUGUGAUUGUGCAGAAACGGCAUCAUGCACGGUUUUUCCCGUUGAAGAAGGCGGAUGCGGAUAAGUCCGGUAAUGUGCUUCCUGGGACCGUCGUCGAGGCGGGAAUCACCCAUCCUGCCGAGUUUGACUUCUACCUCGCCUCCCACCCCGGCCUCCAAGGCACCUCCAAACCGACCCAUUACCACGUCCUCUUCGACGAAAACCACUUCACAGCCGACGGCCUGCAAGAACUCACCUACCGCCUCUGCUACCUCUACUGUCGGGCCACGCGCGCCGUAUCCGUCUGCCCACCCGCUUACUACGCGCAUCUCGUCGCCGCGCGCGCCCGGUUCCAUUUUAUGGGCGAUUCGUGGGCUGAUCCGUUCUUUGUGCCCCCGAGCGUGGUGGAGUUGAACCUGCCGCCGCCGGCGGUUGUGAGCGUUAGUGUGGGCGGGCCCGGGGGGGAGAAUGCGGUGCCUUUGGGUGAAAGGACGGUCCGACAGGGGAGUAUACCUGUGCGGUCUCAGGAGGGUGUUGUGGCUGCUGCUCCCAUCACAUCCACCUCUACCACAACCACAACGGCAACGUCGGCGUCGGCCCGGUACAGCCCGACGACGGUGGGGAUGGAGCAUAUGACGGCUGCGUAUGGGCUUGUGAAGCCGGAUCUGGCGAAGGUUAUGUAUUACAUGUAGGCGGGGUGCGAGGUGACGUAUUAUCGCAGCGUGGACUGUGGAUGUGUUAGCUUUCCUAUGGAGGUUUGGGGAUGGCUUCCUUUUUUUCUUGGGAUGGGCCUGGGUGUAAAUGUUAAUGGGUGGGGUGUAAAUAAACGUAUGUAAAUUAUUGAAGCUUUGCGAACGGAAAAGCAGGACGGGAAAACAACGUGGGGAAAAGUGAGGGAAAAGCGACGCCGCUGGGCCCGCGUGCGAAAGCGCGUGCCUCGCCCGGCCGACGCUUGUACUGUAUGUAAUAUUCGAACCCUGAAGGCCCCUAAUGUCGCCUAAUGUGGAGCAUAUGACAAAGAUCGUGGCCGAACU